Messenger RNA from Poeciliopsis prolifica (blackstripe livebearer), 519 nucleotides. Its product is annotated as C-type lectin domain family 17, member A-like. The transcript has 3 exons. NCBI's taxonomy places the organism in Eukaryota, Metazoa, Chordata, Actinopteri, Cyprinodontiformes, Poeciliidae. The record is from RefSeq and is a predicted model, not a curated record. The coding region runs from base 1 to 423 and encodes 140 amino acids.
AUGGAACCAGCUUGUGACUCAUGUCCAGCUGACUGGAUUCCCUACAACAACAAAUGCUACCUGUUUUACGACAGGCCACCUCGUUGGAAGACCUGGGAAGAAAGUCGAAGGAUCUGUCAGAUUAGACGAUCAGAUUUGGUUGUAAUUGAUGAUCUGGAGAAGCAGAAAUUUGUCGCCAAACACAUCAAAUACUACUAUGAUAAAGACCAUGGAUACUGGAUGGGGUUGCAAGAAAUUAACAAGACCUGGAUCUGGGUUGAUGGACGUGUAGACACUCUUGGGUUCUGGAUAAAGGAGAACUUCACCAUUCUGCAACCAAAAGUUCUGGUGGUUCCAAGACUAAAUCCCUCAGAGAGCUGGAAGAAAGAAAUGAAUGAGUUUCAGAACAAAUUCAUCUGUGAGCGUGACGCUCGCAAGCCUUAAUGUAACUGACUGUUCUCUUAAUGUUUCAUGCAGGAAUAUCAAUUGUGUCAUGUGUAUAUACAAUGCAUUUCAUCAUGACUUUCAUCAAAUGCUGGU